Durio zibethinus is the source of this 3324-nucleotide messenger RNA. RefSeq names its product BEL1-like homeodomain protein 1. Gene Ontology annotation, biological process: regulation of DNA-templated transcription. Gene Ontology annotation, molecular function: DNA binding. The record is from RefSeq and is a predicted model, not a curated record. NCBI's taxonomy places the organism in Eukaryota, Viridiplantae, Streptophyta, Magnoliopsida, Malvales, Malvaceae.
AUAAUAUAUCAGAAAACGUCUCUCUUCUCUUUCUCUUUCUUUCACGGAAAAAAGAAACGAAAAGUUGGUUUUCCUGUGGUGAUCAAUGUUGCUAGGCUGCAUCAAAUGAUUUGAAAAGGGAGGGUCAAAUCAGAGAAGCUCUCUUGUUUUGCUCUGUUCAAUGUUACCCUAACAGCCAUAAAAGAGAAAGAUAGAGAAGGGGAAGGGGAGGGGUUAAUGAUCUGCGUAGGAUAACAACCUUUUACAGUUGCAGCACUGAUACAACUCCUAGCAAUCUGUCUAAAGCAAAAACCAAAAAUAUAAAAAAAAGAAUAAAAAUGUGGGGGGAGUUGCAGAGAUUUUGAGUCUGACAAAGGACCUGCUUUCCUCUCUAUAUUCUGAAGCUAGGAAUUGAUAGAAAAAAAAUCAUAAAUUCCAUAGAUAGAUUAUAUUCAGACAGAGAAGAUGAUCAUGAAGCACGUGUACACUUAGAUUGCCAUCACAGCAGGAUCCACUUGAUCAUCCGAAGACCAUCAAUCUCCCAUUUAUCACCGCUGCUGCUACUCUAAAAAGUACCUCUCUCUCUCUCUCUCUCUCUCUCUCUCUCUCCCCGAUUUUCUCCCGCUAUUCAUCAACCUAGCAAAGCCCUCAAAUGGGUUGAUUCAAAGACUCAGGAGUCAUUGUGAAGAAUAAGUGAAGUGAAAGCACAGAAAAUAACAUUAGAUUUUUGAAAACUCCUAGAAACAAAACAGCAUCCGAUGGCGACGUACUUUCAUGGGAACCCCGAAAUCCAAGCAGCUGAUGGGCUCCAAACCCUCGUACUUAUGAACCCUGCUUAUGUUCAGUACUCGGAUACCCCUCCUCCCCAGCCAAACAACUUUGUUUUCCUCAACUCCAACGCUCUGUCUCCUCACGCUCCAUCUCCCCACACUCAGCAAUUCGUCGGCAUCCCCCUCCCUGUUACCUCAGGCGCCAACCAAGACCCUAUUUCCAACGAUAUCUCCCCCUUGCAUGGCCUCGUCCAGCGCGUUCAUUACAACUUGUACAACCCUAUUGACCCUUCUGGAGCAGCGCGUGACACGCCACGCGCUCAGCAGGGACUGUCUUUGAGCCUUUCUUCCCAACAGCAGUCCGGUUAUGGGUCACAGGCUCAAGCAGUUUCAGGUGAGGACAUGCGGGUUUCAGGCGGGUCAGCUUCUUCUGGUUCAGGGAUUACCAAUGGGGUGUCGGGUAUACAACGUGUGUUGUUGGGCUCUAAAUACCUAAAGGCUGCUCAAGAGCUUCUUGAUGAGGUUGUUAAUGUAAACAACACUGCGAUUACGAAGAAUGAAUUGACUAAGAAGGGUAGUGGAAAUAAUAGCAAUAGCAGUAAGGCUAUCGGAGAAUCGUCGGCUGUGGCCGGAGAUGUCUCUGGUGGUGAGGAGGCAGGUGGGAAGCGCGGUGCCGAGCUGACUACUUCAGAGAGACAGGAAAUUCAGAUGAAGAAAGCAAAGUUAAUUAGCAUGCUUGAUGAGGUGGAUCAAAAGUACAGGCAAUACCAUCACCAGAUGCAGAUUGUAAUUUCCUCAUUUGAGCAAGCAGCUGGAAUUAACUCUGCUAAAACAUAUACAUCUCUUGCAUUAAAGACCAUCUCCAAGCAGUUUCGGUGUUUGAAAGAUGCAAUAACAGGCCAAAUUCGAGCUGCAAACACGAGUUUGGGUGAAGAGGAUUGCCUAGGAGUGAAAAUUGAGGGCUCGAGACUUAAGUUUGUGGAUCAUCACCUUCGACAACAAAGAACACUUCAGCAGUUGGGAAUGAUGCAGCACAAUGCUUGGAGACCGCAAAGAGGAUUACCAGAAAGAUCAGUUUCUGUUCUUCGAGCUUGGCUCUUUGAACACUUUCUCCAUCCCUAUCCUAAAGACUCAGACAAGCACAUGCUUGCAAAACAAACAGGGCUUACUAGGAGCCAGGUGUCUAAUUGGUUCAUAAAUGCUCGAGUCCGGCUUUGGAAACCAAUGGUGGAAGAGAUGUACAUGGAGGAAAUCAAGGAGCAAGAACAGAAUGGUUCAGAGGACAAAACAAGCAAGAACCAGAAUAAUGAAGAUUCAACAUCCAAAUCCACUGCUCCAGAGAAAAGUCCUGCAGAGAACCAGGCUAAAAGUUUCAAUUCCAAACAGGACAAUGUCACAAACCAUAAUGCUUCCUCAAUGUCCAUUACUACAGCUUCAACGUCCCCCCUUGCAGGAAAUGUCCGCAACCAGUCAGGAUUCUCCCUCAUUGGCUCAUCCGAAUUGGAAGGGAUAACCCGAGGAAGUCCAAAGAAACCUAGGAGCAUUGAACUGUUGCAGUCCCCAACUAGUCUCCCAUCAAUAAACAUGGAUAUCAAGCAAAGUGAGGCAAACGAUGAGGUUUCUAUGAAGUUUGGCAAAGAUGGCUACUCAUUCAUGGGAACCAAUACAAAUUUCAUGGGAGGUUUUGGGCAAUAUCCAAUUGGAGAAAUUGGAAGGUUUGAUGCAGAACAGUUUGCUCCAAGGUUUUCAGGUAAUGGCGUUUCCCUCACUCUUGGUCUUCCCCACUGUGAAAACCUCUCCUUAUCUGGAACUCAUCAAACAUUUCUCCCAAACCAAAGCAUGCAAAUGGGGAGAAGGUUAGACAUUGGUGAACAAAAUGAAUUUGGUGCUAUAAACCCUUCAACACCUCACUCUUCAGCUGCAUAUGAGAACAUCAACAUUCAGAACAGAAAAAGGUUUGCGGCGCAAUUGUUACCAGACUAUGUUGCCUGAUGACUAUGAUUUGAGCUAGACAUUUCGGAUUCAACAAACUUACAGGGAAUGGUUUCAAGGGUCCUCUUUCACCAUUUCCUGAUGUUCUCAUCAUUUUCCCUCCUUUAGGGAACGAGGAAAAUGCAUGGUAAUGUAAAGAAUGAAAUUUCACCUAGUAUAGGUUUAUACUUUGCAUACCACAAUUUGAGUCCUUAGACAGCUUAGGAUCUCAGCUUAUAUUUGAGGAUUGUAUAUUAAUUUUGUAAGUUUUGGGGAUUGGAUAGAUGGAUUGAUAUCAUAAAAUUAGUUACUCGGGUAUACUAAUAUCUCAAUUUUUAGUCAAUUUCGGUGUGAAUAGUAUUUCAUCAAAUGGAUGUGGAAAGUUUAAAGCAGAGUUUGCUGCAACUGAAUUCUUUGGAGCAAAACUGUUACCAUGAACAUUCUUGAUGAAAGUGCUCAAGCUUUGAUGUGAGUUUAUCAAUGCUUGCAGAUUGAAACAUUUUGAAUCAUGAAUGCAGCACGAAGCGUUAAGGCUUGAGAUAAGGGACCCUAUUGCUUCUGUACAUGAAAACCUUACAAAAAAAAAAAAAAAGGGAAAGAGAGG